AUGGACUUCGUUUGCCCUAUUGGCUUUCACUGUGCCACUGAAAUCUCUGCUCUUCUUACUCUUCCUUCACCUCUUCAAGUUCAGGAUGUCAACAAGAGAAACGAAAAAAGCGUAGUGGAGUGUCUUGUAUUGUCUCAACUCUCUUACUUGGUCAUUUUCAUUAUUCUGAUUUGCAUCACUGAGAGUAAAAGCUUAAAAGAGGAUCCUCUCAACUUUAAUGUGUUGUACAUCACCUUAGAAGUCAUCAGUGGUUAUGGUAACGUAGGGUUCUCAACGGGAUACAGCUGCGCUAGGCAAUUGAAAAUUGAUGCAACGUGCAAAGAUUCAUGGGUUGGAUUCUCGGGUAGGUGGAGUAGCAAAGGCAAGUUCAUCCUUAUCUUGGUCAUGUUCUUUGGGAGGCUCAAGAAAUUCAACAUGAAAGGUGGCAAAGCAUGGAAGCUCUCCUGGCCAGUAUAAGAUUAACAACAUAAACUUCAUUCACAUAGUAAGCAAA
Glycine soja is the source of this 493-nucleotide messenger RNA. RefSeq names its product probable cation transporter HKT7. The transcript is spliced from 3 exons. The coding region runs from base 1 to 456 and encodes 151 amino acids. Gene Ontology annotation, biological process: transmembrane transport; monoatomic cation transport. The record is from RefSeq and is a predicted model, not a curated record. Gene Ontology annotation, molecular function: sodium ion transmembrane transporter activity. Gene Ontology annotation, cellular component: plasma membrane. Lineage: Eukaryota; Viridiplantae; Streptophyta; Magnoliopsida; Fabales; Fabaceae.